Aspergillus calidoustus is the source of this 1635-nucleotide messenger RNA. The record is from the annotation of a GenBank genome assembly. NCBI's taxonomy places the organism in Eukaryota, Fungi, Ascomycota, Eurotiomycetes, Eurotiales, Aspergillaceae.
AUGACCGCAGACAACGCCUGCUUGUCAUGUUCCCAGAAGAAACGCCGGUGCGAUCGAGCUGUCCCCGCUUGCUCCACAUGCCGACGGCUUGGUCGGGACUGCCAUUAUGAGACACUUCAGCUCGCCUUGCCAUCACGCAUCUCGUAUCAAGAGGUCCCGCACAAAUUACCCCAUCGACCCCUCCCAGUGGUCCAGCCCAACCAUCCUGCCGCGCAAGACACCUUGGCGCUCUCAUCAGAUGGCAAGGCAGCGAGAGCCUGUCUCGCAUGCAGAGACGCAAAGAGACGCUGCGACAAGCAGCCACCAUUCCCUAGCUGCAAGCGAUGCACCAGACUUGGGCUUAGCUGCAUCUACUGGAAUGGCCCUAAUGCGACCUUCACCCACGAUACGGCCAUUCCAGCAUUCGCCAUACAACGACUUGAUGCAGGAGGCAACAUGAUCUUCCCCGUCCCAGAGCGCAAGGAGAUGCCCAUGCUACUGCAUUCUUUCAUUGAAACCUUCGGACUCGCUCCCCUCCCCGUCGACAAGGGUAGCCUGGCCUUCCUCCUCCGCACAUCCUGGGCCUCCCAUGCCCUCUCUGACCCAUGCUCCUUUCACGCCACAAUGUUCUCUGCCUCGGCGCACCUCGAUGCGUUCCGAGGCGACUGGAAUAACCCGGUGACGACAUACCAUUACACCAUGGCCCUGCGACUCAUCCGCGAGAAGCUUGCCGCGCCUAAUAAGGCGCCUGAUGAAGGAACGAUUGCGUGUAUUCCCACGAUGGUAUUUUUCUCGUCUCUAAGAGGCGACGAGAAAUCAUCCCAGAUCCACAAGAAGGGACUCAUGCAACUCCUGCGAGCAAGAGGAGGCCUCGCAGAGUUUGAACUCGAUGGGUUUUUCGCCGCCUUGAUCCCAGUAUGCGUCAUAACAGCAGCCAUAGUCUUCGACUCGGAGCUCGACAUCCCAGGAAUCGACAUCCCGCCAACACCGGUCUUCCCACCCUCCCGACUGGUGUCGGCUGCGCUCGACCGAGCGGCGAACCGAAACGGAUACCAUCACCUCUCGCGCGAAGCAAUCCACAUCUUCGAGGAUAUCCGCUCCGUCUGCACAACACGAGAUGAGUUCUUGCGCACGCAAAUCAAGACUGAAUGGCGCGAGAGACUCCGGAAGAAAUUCAAGCCGGGCUCAGUACACGAAACUACUGUCCCCGAUAAGGUAGACGCAGCUUGCCACGCUGCCGCUAUGAUAUUCUUCUACCUUCUCUUCGACGACUCUGCUUCUGACUAUGAUGACACUAACUCCAAUCCCCUCCUUCCCACUCUGAGCACGCCGACGACACCAUCUACACCAUCCACACCGGCCACUUCGUCCACACAUCUCGAAACCCUAAUCGCAGACCUAAAAGAAACUCUCCAGAAAACAAGCACCGACCUCUGGAUCCGCACGUCCGCUGAGGCGAUCACAUGGAUCUCGCUCGUUGGCGCCGCAGUGAGUGCUCCCGCAAGCGCUGACAGGAUCUGGUUCAGUCUGCGGUUUGCGCAGCCUGUGGGGUGUAUUCGGAGCGAGGGGGCGGGGCUGUACAUUGCUUGCUGGAUGCUGUAUGACUGGUUGAAUUCGCGGAGGAAGGAGAAGAUGGCGGUUGUUGAGAUAGCGUGA